AUGACUCCUACUUCUUAUGCUUCCUCAAGCCUGCUGUGCCUCGAUACUCACCAUUCCAAUGCCUACGAUGAGAACAUGAAGUUGAAUUUGCAGGUAUUGAACAAAGAAGUGUUGAAUGAAGACGUGUUCAACCAAGCAGCGACGAUUGAUCCUCGCCUCACCAGCCUUGACUGGCAAUGGAGUGCGGAGAGUUUUGGGAUUGAAAUGGACACGAUGCGAUCUAUGCCUUAUAUGGGGGGCUCACAAGUAGUCUCGUAUGUGGGUGGAGCCACUUCUAGUUGCAUUGUGCAAACGGCGACGGCGACCAAUCAGGUCAAUUCUGCUCAACUUUCUCAGAGACUGCGAUUUGAUGGCUCCUUCGCAGCGAACGCUUAUGAUGAUGGUCAGAUUGCUAUUGCACAACACGGUCGCAGAUACAACCAUUUAUCAAUGCUCAUACUGCGAAUGUACAACCGAAUCCCGAAGAAAAUGGAAUCUCAAGAGACAAAUUGA
Molecule: messenger RNA, 492 nt
Organism: Aspergillus brunneoviolaceus CBS 621.78
Lineage: Eukaryota; Fungi; Ascomycota; Eurotiomycetes; Eurotiales; Aspergillaceae
Exons: 2
Coding region: 1-492 (163 amino acids)
Source: RefSeq, a predicted model, not a curated record